This is a messenger RNA of Chara braunii, 1699 nucleotides long. The record is from the annotation of a GenBank genome assembly. NCBI's taxonomy places the organism in Eukaryota, Viridiplantae, Streptophyta, Charophyceae, Charales, Characeae.
GCGGGGGGCAGGAGACCACAGGGCCCCCCUCCCGCCGCGACUACUACGCAGGGACAGAACGAAGAAGAAACCGGUGAGAUGAGAGAGUAUUUUCGUAAGAAGAUUCGGAAACAAAAGUUAGAAGAGGAGAGGCGGGAGAAGGAACUGGAGGAUAGGAGGAGGAGAGAAGAAGAUGACAGGAAGGAAACGGAUAGGCUGAGGGAAGCCGACACGAGGGAAGCUCGUCUAGAAGCUAGAUUGAUCAGGUUGUUAUCGCAGCACACGAAGACGACGAGCGGACCAUCCGUGCAGGUUAAGAAGAAAUCUCCUACCACUAAAGCACGUAUGCUGAAAGAAAUUACGAGCUAUUUGGAGGAAUCUGACGAUGAAAGCGAGGAAGUAAAGCAGGAAGCUGGGAGGUUGAUUGAGGCGAUCGAGAAAAGGAAAGGUAAGAAGAGGAAGGAGGAGCAUGAGAUGAGGAUGUCGAGGGUGCCUAGGAGACGUACCCAGCCCUCUCCAAUCGUCGUGGAGGAACGUGAUGAUGAUGUACGGACCCCGCCCAGCCAUAACCGCGGAGCAGGGGAGAUUCUGGACUUUGCCCUGGAGCUGCAUCGCAAGUUUUCGUCGAAGAAAGUUCCUGAAUUAAGAGAUUUGUGCAACUCGGAAGGCAUCCAGUGGACUAAGCGUGAGACCGCUAUCGGGGAACUAGUGAAGUGCCGAAUGAGACUAGCCUACGAAGAAGAAGCGGCACAUUUGUCACCUUUGGCAGGAAGAUUGACAUUCCAUUGGAACCACAGUUUCGUACCUGUCCAGGUAUCAGAAUCCGAGAUUUUGGCAGAGAUGAAGACUGAGUACAGGCGGAAGGGCCUUGAAGUAACUGCGAUGUGGGGGAAGGGUGGAAAGAUCGGACAGGCCUAUGUGUUACCUAAAGACAAAGACUUGGAGAGAUGGAGACCAAUCUCUCCAGCAGUUCACGAUCCUGCUAGACUAGCAGGUGCUAGGGUGGAACGCGCGAUUAGGUACAUGCUGCUUGGACUGAAUGAGGAUCGUCACUUCGAUCUCAAGUCUAUGGAUGCCCUGCGCGAGAAAUGUGAGAAGAUACAAAGCUAUCUCAGGAAGAAGGAGGGGGACGCAUUGGCCAGGAGCUAUGAUAUCAAAGACAUGUUCGCGAGGUUGUCGCAUCAGGCGGUGCUCGAUGCAGUCAGGUGGAUAAUCGAGUACCAUGUGAACAGAGGGAUGCUGGGUGUACAUGUGAGUAGGCAAGGGAAGAUCUGUACCAUGGCUAGAGUUAGGAGGAAGCAAGAGGGUUUCGUUCUCCUGACAUUCGGCUUGAUCGAGAGAGGAGUGGAGUACGAACUUGAGAAUACCUAUGUGCAGAGCGCUGGAGAAAUUUUGAAGCAGCAGUUCGGGAUACCGAUGGGUCGGAGUUCCAGCCCGGCCUUAGCAUGUUUGGUGUGUGCAAAAGCUUCGAUCGACCCUGUGCUUCCUUUUUCGAGUCUCAGUUUUCAAUGCAUGCUCCUUGUUUCGCCCUUCGCCGAAUGCUGGGUUUUCGCCGGGAGGUGUACUAUCUCACGCGGUGAUCGAAGUAGUAGGAUGUUGGUAGUAGUUACGAGAAGAUGAAGUGAUAACAUACUGAGUUCCUUGCCGCCCGGGUAUGUCAUUCGACGCACUGUAUUUUAGUCAUGUUUCGUUUUUGGGUUAAUGAAGGACUCUUAGUUUA